AUGGCCGAAACCGCCAAUGCCGUGGCUCUCAAUGAGUCCCAAGUCCCCGAAGUCCCGGCCGAAGCCGCUGCCCAAGGGUCCAAGCAGACAGUUGACCCCUGGAACGUUCAAGGGGAGGUCGGCGCAGACGGCCAGAUCAAGGCAAUCAACUACGACAAGCUGAUUGAGGAGUUUGGCACCAAGAAGAUUGACGAGGAGCUCCUCGCCAGGUUCGAGCGCGUAACGGGCAAGAAGCCACACCAUUUCCUCCGCAGAGGCAUCGUCUUUUCGCAUCGCGACUUCGAGCUUAUUCUCGACCGAUACGAGCGCAAUGAGCCAUUCUUUCUUUACACUGGACGUGGGCCCUCGAGCGACUCCAUCCAUGUUGGACACUGCACGCCCUUUAUGUUUACAAAAUGGCUUCAGGAUACCUUUGACGUUCCUCUUGUAAUCAUGUUGACGGACGACGAAAAGUACCUGUUCUCGGAGAAGCGCACAAUUGAGGAAGUUCAAGGGUACUGCGAUAGCAAUAUUCGGGACAUUAUCAGCAUGGGCUUUGACCCAAACAAGACAUUCAUUUUCUCUGAUUACGACUACGUUGGCGGCGCAUUCUAUCGCCAAAUCACGCGGUUAGCGAAGCACAUCACGCUCAACCAAGCGCGUGCCAUUUUCGGCUUCAACGACUCCUCCAACAUUGGCAAGAUUCACUUUGGAAGUAUUCAGGGUGCUGCUGCCUUUGCCAACAGCUUCCCUCACAUUUUCGGUGAGGACGAAAAGAAGACCGUCGGCAUCCCAUGCUUGAUUCCAUGUGCCGUUGAUCAGGACCCAUAUUUCAGAGCGACCCGUGAUGUUGCCGCCAGACUUACCUACCAGGGGGUGCGGUUUGCGAAGCCGUCCUUGAUCCAUUCUUUGUUCUUGCCAGCCCUCCAGGGGCCAGGCACCAAGAUGUCUGCCUCGAUUGAUUCCAGCGCCAUCUUCAUGACCGACACUCCCAACCAGAUCAAGAACAAGGUUAACAAAUACGCCUUCAGUGGUGGCAAGGUGUCUGUCGAGGAGCACCGCGCAGUGGGAGGUGACACAGACGUAGACGUUGCCUACCAGUACCUCCGCUUCUUCCUCGAGGAUGACGAAGAACUUGAGAAGAUCCGGGUCGCCUACUCUAAGGGCGAGCUCCUCACGGGUGAGCUCAAGGCGCUUUGCAUCAAGGAGCUCCAGACUUUCGUCGCGGCGUUCCAGGAGAGGAGAGCCAAGGUCGACGAUGCAGCUGUCAAGCAAUUCACCGACAUCAGACCUCUCACCUGGAUGGGCAACCCCAAAGUACCCAAGGCCGAUAUUGUGGUACCAAAGCUAGAAGGUGCUGAGGGUGCCGAGGGCGGUGAUGGGAAACUCACAAAGAACCAAUUGAAGAAGCUGGAAAAGCAGAGACAGAUAGAGGCGAAGAAGGCCCAGAAGGCCAAGGAGAAGGAGGGUUCUGCCGCUGCUUAG
Molecule: messenger RNA, 1464 nt
Organism: Podospora anserina S mat+
Lineage: Eukaryota; Fungi; Ascomycota; Sordariomycetes; Sordariales; Podosporaceae
Exons: 7
Coding region: 1-1464 (487 amino acids)
Biological process (GO): tryptophanyl-tRNA aminoacylation
Cellular component (GO): cytoplasm
Molecular function (GO): tryptophan-tRNA ligase activity; ATP binding
Source: RefSeq, a predicted model, not a curated record